Molecule: messenger RNA, 435 nt
Organism: Oppiella nova
Lineage: Eukaryota; Metazoa; Arthropoda; Arachnida; Sarcoptiformes; Oppiidae
Source: the annotation of a GenBank genome assembly
AUGUACGUAAACGCGGCGAACCUAUCGCUGUACUCACUGGUGAUAAUGGUGUGGAUCAGCUCGCAGAUCGAUGGCGUGAUGUCCGCCAAAGACUACUACGAACUGUUGGGCGUCGGGAGGGACGCCUCCGUGAAGGACAUCAAGAAGGCGUUCCGGAAGUUGGCGGUGAAGUAUCAUCCGGACAAGAAUAAGGCCAAAGAUGCUGAGGAGAAGUUCCAGGAGAUCGCCAGAGCCUAUGAGGUGUUGUCUGAUGCGGACAAACGUCGGCGCUAUGACCAGUUGGGUGACGACGACGACAGUCUUCGCUCUGGCGGCGGACAACACUUCAACUUCAAUGACUUCUUCAAGGACUUCGACCAACACUUCAACUAUCACUCACAUCACGACAGCCAUCAUCAGCAGCAACACCACAAUCACCAGCACUUUGACCACCAU